AUGACGGUGGAGACCAGGUCUCAGUUGGCUGCGCGUUAUCGGGCGGUGGUGGAAGCGGUUCCAGUUAGGGGAGAGGGUGCUGGGUUUGAGGGCGAGGAGUUGGCGGCAGAAGAGAGGGAAGAAGUAGGGGCGCAAGCUGACCAGGGGGGCUGGUGGGAGGAUCUUGAGGCAGUCGAGAUGGCGUCUGGUGCAGGUGCGGAGGGGCGCCAGAGGUUUUCGGGAAAGAAAGGUGAUGGGUUGACCAUCAAGCAGUUCGAAUUGAUGGUCAAGGGGAGCCUGGGUGACAAGUUCAAAAAGUUGCAGAAAGACGUGGGGAAUUCGGUGGAGGGGCCGGAGUUUAACGGGAAGUACUGCAUCUACCUGGGCGAAUUCUUGGACAACCCUGCAAAGCUGGCUCAUGAAAGGGAAUAUGAGGCGCACUGCAGGGAGUCGGAUCCGGUGGCGGCGCUCUUGUCGUCCUUGAAGCGGCACUUCGAGGAUCACAAGGAGGGGAGGGCGCAGGAGUGGGUGCAAUUUAGGCGCGAGCCGGGGGAAGAGCUGCCGUCGCUGCUGUUCAGGCUGCAGGGGCUCGCCCUGGACUUGGAAAAGCCCGAGGGUGACCAAGAGUUGGUGACGAAGUUCGUCACGAGCCUUGACAGGCGCCUCGCGGAACAGACUAGCUCACAGGCGCUUGCAGCCACCAAGCAGGCGGGGGGGGCAUACACCUUGGAAGAGGUGUACGAGGCUGCUCUCCGGGUGUCAGCGAUCAAUGCUCGCUUGAAAAUAGCGAGGGAGCUGGCUCCCAAGCCAGCUGACGCAGGCAGGCUGAGGUGGAGCAGCAAGCCGGCAGGGGCGCACGCGGCCACGGUCCCAGAACCAGUGCACCUGGUGGCAGCGGCCCCCGUGGCUCCCCCGGGCGGCUCCGGGGCAUGCCACAAUUGCGGUUACUGCUUCACCGCGUGA
Messenger RNA from Klebsormidium nitens, 942 nucleotides. NCBI's taxonomy places the organism in Eukaryota, Viridiplantae, Streptophyta, Klebsormidiophyceae, Klebsormidiales, Klebsormidiaceae. The record is from the annotation of a GenBank genome assembly.